AACUGUGACUUUAAUGCAUCCGUUUUCCAUAUAGAGUCAAAUCAUUUUACGGUGAUUUUCGGGGAAUUUUACACUUGCAACAAAAACACUUUUAACACAUUUAAUUUAUCCAACUAAAAUCGUCUGUAACCGGAGAAAACUGAACGAAAACGAAAUGCCCCUAAAGCUAUAGUAACUCCUCAGACUAGCAGACGGAAAUAAAUAUUUUAUUUAUUUAUUUUAUUUAUAUUUAGCACAUUUUAUAACCACCAGAGGCUCUGUAAUCUAAAAUUUAUUAUGACUAAAAAUACAGAUGAAACGCAUUUAUAGUCUGUAUUAAUAUACCACAGUAUGCCUAGUUUUAUUUGGGAGGUUUACAAUUUUACUAUUGGUUUACAGACUAAAUUGCGUUCAUCUUAUUUUGUUUAUAACUUUCAUAUUUAUCAGAGGGGAAAAAAAACAGUGUCAAGUACAUCAAAGUAAAAAGAUUGGCAGCAGCUGACUCCAAUUCAAUCACUGUACAAAGAAAGAGACAGUCGGAGCUGCGGUGUGUCGCAUUUACUCAGCCGCGCUCGUGCUGCGUGAGUUACGCACGAGAGGAGAGUGGACGUGAAUAUUCAGCAGUGGAGUCAGAGCUCAGUGCGUAAUACGGAGACGCCGGGAACCCCCAGUCUACGAGGAAAGACAUGGAAGUUUGCAAAGGACGUUUGCUGGGCAUCUCGGUGGCCGUUGCGCAUGGAUUUUUUUCGGGAUCGCUGAAUAUUUUGCUAAAAUUCCUCAUCACGACCUAUAGCUUCACGUAUCUUACUUUAAUUCAGUGUCUGACCAGCGGCACUGCGGCUCUCACAUUAGAGGUGCUGAGGAGACUGGGCAAAAUAGAUAUACCACCCUUCAGCUUCCAGUUAGUGAAAGUUUUUGCUAGUGUCUGUGUUUUGGCAACUUUGCAGUCCACAUUAACCCUCUGGUCUCUCAAGGGACUGAGUUUACCCAUGUAUGUUGUGUUUAAGCGAUGCUUGCCCUUGGUAACAUUGGGGAUUGGAGUGUGCGUGCUGAAGAACGGGAUCCCAUCAGCUGGGGUAAUAACUGCGGUUCUCAUCACCACUGGAGGAGCAGCACUGGCUGGUGCUGGAGAUCUAACAGGUGACCCUUUUGGCUACAUGACUGGCAUUUUAGCUGUGAUUGUCCACGCCUCCUAUUUGGUGCUCAUCCAAAAAACAAGUGCAGAUAGUGAUUAUGGGCCGCUCACAGCCCAGUACACUAUUGCAGUGGUGGCCUCUCCCGUUCUCUUCAUCUGUUCCAUCAUAAGCAUGGAUGCCAUUGACAUGUGGACGUAUGAAGGUUGGAAGAACCCGUAUAUCACAGGCAUCUUCUGUACUUGCAUCCUCAUCGGCUGUGCGAUGAACUUCACCACACUGCAAUGUACCUAUAUCAACUCAGCUGUCACCACCAGUUUUGUGGGGGUGGUCAAGAGUAUAGCUACUAUCACUGUGGGCAUGUUUGCCUUCAGUGAUGUAAUGCCAACCAAACUGUUUGUGGUAGGCGUGGUAGUGAACACCAUCGGCUCCAUCACCUACUGUGCGGUGAAAUAUCAUGAAACCAAAAAGAAGUUAACCUACCAGGAUAUGGACGAGUCUGCUAAGGAUGAAGAACUUCCAGGAGAACCUGACGUGGAACCAGCCAAGCCUGAUGGAGAUAUGGAAACUCUUCCAAAUGAUCUGGAGAGCAUUCCCAAUGGCAGCCUGACGGCAUCAGUUGACAGCCAUGACCAGGGUCCAAUUUGUAAAAAUAAAGUGGCAGAGUCCAUAGAAUUAGAAAGACCGGGGAUCCCAUUAGACGAUCCUACGAGACAAUCUCUGAGCGACAGUUAUGUAGGGGUCUGGAGAUCCAUUCGCACCUUAAAGUUCUUUAAGAAAGACACGUUACUUGACAACAUGGAGGUUCAAAGUCCUUGAUGAUUGGUUUCCCGCUUGACAGCAACGCAUGUUAAAUUUAAGUAUUGUUGAACUGAUGUUGUGAACAAUGUUUGCCUUUUUUCUGUCCUGAACAUGAUUUUAUGAAAAAUAUUUAUUUUUUUAUAAAAAGGUAUAGUCUGUUUGUAUAUUAGAGGGAGAAUAACUAUACGUGGAUUCCCCAAUAACAGAUGUGCCAUUUUAUUGACUUAAAACAAAAUAUAAUUUUAUUUUAGGAUAAGUUUGAAAUAUAUUUUGGGGGAAAACAAAUAUAUAAAUAGUCUACUCAAAUUUGACAAUUCUGUCAUCAUUAACUCAUCUUCAUUUCUUUCCAAACCUGUAUGACAUAUUUUUUUUUGUGGAGCAUAAAAGCUGAUAUUUUGAAGAAUUUUGGGAACGGUUUAGGAUUUCAAAACUGUUCGGUUACCAAGUUAUUCUUCCAAAUAUUUUUGUGUGUGUUUCGCAGAAUAAAAGAAAGUCAUACGGGUUUGGAACAUCAUGAGGGUGAGUAACUGUUGACAGAAUUUACAUUUUUGGGUGAACUAUUCCUUUAUAUUAUUUGGGCUGUUUUUAUUUCGAAUGAUUAUUUAUGUUUCUAUGCACGCAGUUUCUGUACCAUAGUCUGUAUAAAAGGUCUGUACCUGUAUAUUUUCUGUGUUUUGUUUACGAAUGCAAAUCUUAAAUAAGAGGUGUUGAAUUUUCCCAUUUUGCAUGUAGUAUGCAGAACAAAUUUAAACUGAUUUUACAUGAAAA
This is a messenger RNA of Carassius gibelio (silver crucian carp), 2681 nucleotides long. RefSeq names its product solute carrier family 35 member D3-like. The transcript has 2 exons. NCBI's taxonomy places the organism in Eukaryota, Metazoa, Chordata, Actinopteri, Cypriniformes, Cyprinidae. The record is from RefSeq and is a predicted model, not a curated record. Bases 666 to 1931 code for a protein of 421 amino acids. Gene Ontology annotation, cellular component: Golgi apparatus. Gene Ontology annotation, molecular function: antiporter activity.